Molecule: messenger RNA, 1143 nt
Organism: Colletotrichum gloeosporioides
Lineage: Eukaryota; Fungi; Ascomycota; Sordariomycetes; Glomerellales; Glomerellaceae
Exons: 1
Coding region: 1-1143 (380 amino acids)
Cellular component (GO): mitochondrion
Molecular function (GO): oxidoreductase activity
Source: RefSeq, a predicted model, not a curated record
AUGACUCCAAUCCCAUCUCAAAUGCGCGCCAUACACCUUCUCUCCCCUGGACGAGCAACGCUUGCCUCCCUCCCCACCCCUUCUCCACGAUCAGGAGCCAUACUUAUCCGCAUCCUAACAGUUUACGUCCAGUCCAAUACUGUAGACAUUCUCAACGCCUCUCAUCCUCUCUAUGAGCUACCAUACCCGGUCGUCCCAGGCACAAACGCCAUCGGCCGCGUCGCCGCACUCUCCCCCGACACUACCGCCUUCAAAGAGGGCGACCUAGUCCUUCUCGAUUCCUUCAUCCGGGCCCGCGAUGAUCCAUGGAACGUACAGAUCCUCUGGGGCGCAAACGCCGGUAUCACGCCCGCUUCAAAGGAGUUUUUGAAGGGGAACUGGAGAGAUGGGUGCAUGGCGGAGUACGCCCUCGCUCCGCUUGAAAAUGUACACGGGUUGGACGAGAUGAGGUUGACCGAUUCGCCAUCAAACCACGGCCUCGGUUACACCAUCCCUGAGUUGCUCUAUCUCGUCUCUUGCAUCAUCGUGUACGGCGGUCUGAAGGGCAUCGGACUCCAACCCGGGGAGAGAAUCAUCGUCACCCCUGCGACGGGAGCAUCAUCUGGCGCAGCGGUCGCCGUGGCGCAUGCCAUGGGCGCCAACGUAAUCGCCGCCUCUCGCUCGGACUCGAAGCUUGCGACACUGAAGGCUUCGAUCCCAACCUCUCCCGGCAGGCGGCCAUUCGAGACGGUUGUGAUGACGGAUGACGUCGAAAAAGAUGCUGCUGCCCUGAGAGCCUUUGGGCCUGUCGACGCGGUGAUUGACAUGUCACCGCCGGCGGCGACUGGAUCGCAGCAUAUCAGGUCUGCAGUAUUGGCUCUCCGAGCGUAUGGUCGGGUGUCAUUGAUGGGAGGGCGUGCGGACGAGAGCCUGCCGUUCCCGUGGCUGACCGUUCUUGCGAAUAAUUUGACCAUCAAGGGGCAGUUCAUGUACAAGAGGAAGGACGUCAAAGAGCUAAUCAACCUAGCCGAGUCGGGACUGCUGAAGAUGGGGAAAGAGGCGGGGCAUGAGGUGGAAGAGUUUCCUCUUGAGAAAUGGGAGGCUGCGGUGGAUUUUGCGGCGAAGAAUGCUGGGCAUGGGAAAAUGACUUGCAUCGUGCCGUGA